AAAAACCUGUGAACAUAUUUGCUGGAUUAAGUUGUAAAAUGCUUUUUUGCAAGUAUUUUUAAAAAAAAAUCACAAAACUACAUAUUAUUACUUUAUGUUCACACUUUUCUUGCCUUUGAGUCUAAGAAGGAGGCUGAUUGGAGGUUGUCAGGGCAACAGUAAACAACCACCACUGACACGGGUGGUUCUCAACUGGCAUUGAGGUUUAAACACUUGUGGAUAUCAGCUGAAAGGACGAAAUCUGUCAGAGUUGGCCGACUACGACGUAACCGUGCUGGUGCCAGAAUGGAGCCCACUGGGUCUGGUCGGUCUGUCCAUCUGAGCCAAGAGACUAACGGACACGGUUCUCCACAUCAAAGCGUAGCACAUCCCAAGGUCAAAGCUAGCCUUCCUGACCUUCAUCCAGGCACACAGAAGUCCGCCAAGGCCUUAGCAGUCAAAGCUAUCAAGAUGCACAAGAUAUUUUCCAUUCAGGGCCCAUACCCAGUGAUCAGGGCAGCUUUGAGGGCUAGAGGCUGGGUCGAGCAGCCCCUGCAAUGCUCCAAGCAGCCGCGUCAGAGCCGUGGGAGCAGGUCCAGUUCAAAUGAUGUCUGCACCAGCGAUGAUGAUAACACAGACUAUGCUGAGAGAGAACAGGAGCACGACGAACUACACAGUCUAGUGUCUCAUUAUGUGCAGAAUGAAAUGGUUUAUUUCUACUGGCUGAACCGCAGAAAUGCCAUAGACACCACCUGCCUGCAGAAAAAACAGAUCAUAAAUCACUUUGCAAGGACAGACAGCUUCACCACCAAGGUUGGGUUGUGUAUGAACUUGAGAAACCUGCACUGGUUUGCUACAGCUGACCCUGACACCUUCUUCCCUCGCUGUUACAAGCUUACAGCUGAAGACGAGAGGCACGCUUUUAUUGAGGACUACCGACGAACAGCGUGCACCAGUCUUCUGAAGUACACUGUGGAGCAGGGGCAAAGCGAGGAGACAAAUCCCAACUCUCAGAGUGUUCAAGGUCAGAGGAAUGGGAAAAACAAGGAAUUUAAUCCGCUUCCCCUUUCCCAAAUGGUCAACAGUGCGCUCGUUAUAUGCCAUGAGUACUUGGGGAGUCUGGAGCACAGUGACAUCGACACAAACACAAAGUCAUUUACAGAAAAGGAGUGGACAGAGUUUCUCAACAGUUACUACCUUUUUGUUCAUGGUAGAGCACAGACCAAGAUCAGUGAGGAUUUGUUCAGCUGCUGCAAGGCCAUGCUGCAGAGACUGGAGAAAGUCAGUCCACAGUUAAGCAUAGGCGGCAUGCAAAACCUCUGGAUCAUCAAACCUGGAGCAAAGUCCAGAGGCAGAGGUAUUAAAUGCAUGAAACGUCUCGAUCAGAUCCUAACGUCGGUGGACAUCGAUCCAAAACUUCCCAGUAAAGACAAGUGGGUGGUGCAGAAGUACAUCGAGCAGCCCUUCCUGGUCCAUGGCACCAAGUUUGAUGUGCGACAGUGGUUUCUGGUCACCGACUGGAACCCUCUCACUGUGUGGUUCUAUAAUAAGUGCUACUUACGCUUUUCUACACAGCUUUACUCUCUUGACAAACUGGACAGCUCUGUGCACUUGUGCAACCACUCUAUUCAGAAAAGCCUGAGUCCUGCUCAGCAACGCCAUCGAGGCAUUCCAGCAGACAACAUGUGGUCGGAUGAGCAGUUCCGGGACUUCCUGGCCAGCCGAGGCCAGGAAGCUCUGUGGGAGACUGUAGUCGUCCCAGGAAUGAAGAAAGCUUUAAUCCACACCUUACAGACAACACAGGAUGCGACAGAGUCUCGCAAAAAUACAUUUGAGCUGUUUGGUGCAGAUUUUGUGUUUGGUCAGGACCUGCAUCCCUGGCUAAUUGAAAUCAACUCCAGCCCCACCAUGGCUCCCUCGACCACUGUGACCGCUCGCCUUUGCGCUGCUGUGCAGAAGGACACGUUACGAGUCAUUCUGGACCGAAAACGUGACUGCACUGCAAACACGGGAGACUUUCAGCUUAUAUAUGAGCAGGCAGCAGUGGAAGCCCCAGCCUACACAGGAGUCAACCUGCGCGUCGAGGGCCUCGCUGUUCAAAGGCUCUGCCGUCUUCCUCCACUGGGGUCGUCCCGUCAUUCAGCAGCAAAACGAAACAGAAAGGAAAACGCUGCAGCAAAGAAAGAGACAUCUUUGCUUAAGGUGUCUGUGGAGAAAGAGGCACUGAAGAACAACAAAGUUCCUCUUCAUCCAACCAAGAUCAAACUCAACCUGCCAACGACAGUAAACAAGUCUUCUUUGAGUGAAAAGUCACAUUCUGAGUCAAACUGGAAGAGACAAGCAGAUGUUAAACAUGUGCAUCUGGACAGCGUUCAGCUUUCGAUUACAGAGAAAUACAAAGUUUCUUUGCUCCAGGACGCGACUGCUCCUAAACUUCCCAGAUUAGCAGUGAAGCACUUUGCAAAUGCAUAAGAAAAUAAAAUAAAAACCUCCACGAUUUUA
Nothobranchius furzeri (turquoise killifish) is the source of this 2481-nucleotide messenger RNA. It is a transcript of the gene ttll3, whose product is annotated as tubulin tyrosine ligase-like family, member 3. Lineage: Eukaryota; Metazoa; Chordata; Actinopteri; Cyprinodontiformes; Nothobranchiidae. Gene Ontology annotation, cellular component: microtubule cytoskeleton; axoneme. The record is from RefSeq and is a predicted model, not a curated record. Gene Ontology annotation, biological process: cilium movement; protein polyglycylation; cilium assembly. Gene Ontology annotation, molecular function: protein-glycine ligase activity, initiating.